CAGCUCAUAGUAGUUUUUUUUGGUGUGUUUUCACAGUUGUGUUAUUUUCUUGUGUUUCCAGGUUAGUCACCAGCUUGGGACACUCAUGGAUUUGUUUACAACAGCACUGUCAUUAGCAGGCGCUAAACCACCUGCAAAUAAAGUCAUUGAUGGCAUUGAUCUCAGUUCAGUUCUUUUUUAUGAGAACAUUACUGUCAGACCUGUGUUUUUCUAUCGUGGCAAUGAGAUGAUGGCAAUCAGAUACGGCUUGUACAAGGCUCAUUACUGGACCUGGACUAAUAGCUGGCAAGAGUUUCAUCAUGGAGUGGACUUCUGUCGCGGUGAAAACGUUACAGGUGUUACGACUCAUGAACAGAUGAACUAUACCGCCUCUCCUGUUCUGUUUCACUUAGGACGAGACCCGGGUGAGAAAUAUCCCAUCAGAUCUUCUGAAGGAGAGUACAAGGAAAUUAUGGAAGUCAUAAGAAAAGUGGUCUCAGAACACAAGUCAAAUCUGGUGCCAGGCGUACCUCAGUUAAACAUGUGCGAUAAUGCUGUUAUGAAUUGGACACCACCCGGAUGCGAAGAGAUCGACGAAUGCUACAAAGGUCCGCCGUCCCAUCCCGUGAAAUGCUCUUGGCCUCACUAAAUGAAAAUAGUUUCCCACCCCUGGCGCCAUGUAUAGCCAGCAUGGUCGUGUUGUGACGUCCUUGUGAACAUUUUUGUCUUUUAUAUUCACCCUAGAAGCAAACGUUCUAGCUAGAGAGAAAUUAGAGAGAAAAUACUUUUGUAAGUAGGGAUCAAAGAAAGGGUCCGUAAUAAAAAGGAACUUGUUGAGCAAGGCCAGGAGCCGGGUUCCUGGCUAUGUUCAAAAACUACUGUCCGUAGUGAUGAGGCAGUUCGCCAUGAAGAUUUAAAAAAAAAAAUUUUUAUAAGCAGCCCUCGCCUCCCAAAUUGAAAAAAGAAAAAAUAUUAAGUCUUGGCGCAUAGAGUAAUCUCAAUCGAAUUUUACAAAGAAGAAGAAAAAAUUCAAAAGCUGUAGAGAUGUUCAACAUGGAAAGCCCAACGAUUUGCAAUUUUAGACGUUUCUGCGAUACCUCUGUCCAAGAUAUGCAAUCCACGGUAGGAAACAAGAUGGCGGCUGUACAUUUUACGACAAUACCUUGCGAACCUAACAGCCUAUAAGACUUAAAGAAAGCCGAAUUUUUACAGUAUGUGACCCUGUACUAAGGACAAUGUGUAGCGUAGGUUUGAAGAUGUUAGGACUUUCUGUACGUUUUUAUGAACGUUGUUAAAGUUUUCGUGCUCUAUGAACUAUGGGUAAAUGUACCAGUCGCCAUCCUUUUUCCUGCGGAGGAUUAUGGCGGGUGUUUUUUAAGGCGUAUCAUUUAUUCUUAAAUUUAUCGAUUUAUCCCACUUGUCAACACUUGCACCAGCCACAGGUAAUAAAUUCGGUUUAACCUCGUUAUUUAUCGUAGGUUAAUGUUACGCUAGAGGUAACUCAUGCCGGUCAUAAACUUAUUUCUAAAACAAUAAUCUACACUCGUAAGAUGCCUUUGGCACGAAGGACCAAGAUGGAUCGGUUUUGGACACUUUCUUAAAUGUAAUGAGUGCUUGUCGAUAUGUAAUUUUCCGGAGUAAUAAAUAGUGAACUGAGAA
Orbicella faveolata is the source of this 1638-nucleotide messenger RNA. RefSeq names its product N-acetylgalactosamine-6-sulfatase-like. The record is from RefSeq and is a predicted model, not a curated record. Gene Ontology annotation, molecular function: arylsulfatase activity; N-acetylgalactosamine-6-sulfatase activity. NCBI's taxonomy places the organism in Eukaryota, Metazoa, Cnidaria, Anthozoa, Scleractinia, Merulinidae.